UGGGGGAAGGUUGUGGAGACUAUUUCAUGUUUUUUGUCAUGAGACUUCACAUUGAGCCUGGGAACUGGUCUCUCUCUUUUGAGGUGAUUUAUACCACCCAAUUUUUGCUGAGCAAGCAGGGGGCAUUCUUCCUACCUCAUUUCCAAGUGUUUAGGAGAAUGAUGCUUCACUAUUGUCCCCAAUUUAGACAAAUUCUAUAAACUAAUAAUACAAACUGAUUCUACCAGUGAUAGAGGAAUUAGGAAAGGCUUCACUAUGGAGAUAAUUCUUGGGCUGAGUUUUGAUAAGCUGACUGACUGGGACGGAUCUCAAGAUUUGAGCUUAAAAACAGUUUGAGAGGUGUGGUCCUAUGCCGGGACAUCCUAGACUCAGAAAGUCUGAGAAAGACCAAGACGAGUACUAGAAGGAUGACUCCAGGGCUCCCAGGACCUAGUAUGGCUUCCUCAACCAAAUUGUGACAAGACUUCUCCUGUCACGUAACCAAUAACUUGUGAUGUCAUAAAGAACUCUACCCUGGUCACUUCAUGUUCUCAUUUAAGUCUCUGUUCAACAAAUUCAAAAUGAUAUAAUCACACAAAAUAAAUUAUAACCCUAAUGCAACUUACAUUUGCCGUGUUGCCAAAGUGAACUUUCUUCCUGAUUCCCACACUGGUAAUUGUGCCUUUUGGAGUAUUGUUUUGUUUUUUUCCCUCCUUUCUUACUCUACUUUUAUUAUAUUUUAUACUGCAGGUUUGCAACAAAUAAAUUCACAAAAAAAGUUGGAGGAGGAACAGUUGUUGCAGGGCUAAAGUUGCCUUCCCAAAUGUAGAAAUUGGCUAUAUAAGGAAUCAUGUAAUGUGAUCAUGUAAAUAUUUGAAUUAAAUAUCAUGAGACUUAAGUCUCAACUCUGUCAUUAAUUUCUUGUGUAACCUGGUUGUAUUGUUUCUUGCAGCUUCACCUUGUACAUGACAUCCUAUGGCUCGCAAUCAUGACCCUAAAAUCCAACAAAAAAAAUGGAUUCAAUAUACAAAAAUUCUCUGUGCAUGUCACCUUUAGUGAUACAUGCAUGACAGAAAAGAAGUUACAACUAUAAAAGGUUAACUAUUUGUUAAAAGAGUUUGAUCUAAUAUAUGCUCUAUGUCUUCUUCUGGAAGGUCCAAAUUUCUAAAUUGCUGACCUCGAAAAAAAAAAAAAACCUGUUAUUUUUCAGGAACUUACAAAAUUUGAAGAGAGGAUAUUAACCUAUUUCUAUGCUUAAACCAAAUUGCUUUGUCCUUUCUUUCAAAGUUGCUACAGUCCAUUAUCUCCAUUUCUACAAUAUUAAAAAUCUCAUGACAUGUUGUAACACCCCACGUGGGCAUCAAGCAUCUAGAGACAUUUUUUCAGUUACAGUGGAAAAACUGUUCCAAAUACAUUCAAUUAUUCACCAGAGCUAAAGAUCGGGGUGGGGAGUCAAGAUGGGACGUACAAGAGUAAUGUCUAAGUCUGUUAUGGGAAGAUCAUAUUUAAUUAGAUAAUACAUGCAAAGUGAUUUGCAUAGUGCCGCACAAGACAAGUGUUCCAUGUUACCUAACGAUUACUGUAUUUAAAGAAUCUCUGAGCUGAUAAGAAUCUUGAGAGCUCACCCUAGGAUAUCUAUGACUCCUCUAUCAAGUAUGUUUAAUAAAGAGAAAAAUUUCAUUUCCGAAUCGAAUAAAGAUCAGUCACACAAUAGUGCAGCAUGCAACUAACUCAGUGUGGGGUACAAAUAAAAACCAACUAACACCCGUCUUAACCAGGAUGUUCUCACUGCCUCCUCCACGACGGAGAAGGGUCACGGCAAACAACCUUCGUGCAGAACCUAAGGACAAAAAUUACUGUCCCGUCUUCACUCCUAAAUUCCCUCGCCAGCCCUAGCCCCGAGAGCCACUCUCGCCCAGCUCAGGAUUCUCUCCGCCCCUAGCUCCCGUCAUCCUCCGGGGUCUUCCUUUCUCUAGCCGAAAUCCCACAGAGGGUCCUUCCCUCCCUGCAGGUCGUUUGGUGAUUCCCGAGGGCUGCCGAAGUCUCGCGAGCCUACCUACAUAAUAAAAGAAAUUUCAAGCCAAAUACUAAAGAAAUGUCAGAAGACUCAGAAAAAGAAGACUAUUCAGACAGAACAAUCAGUGAUGAAGAUGAAUCAGAUGAAGAUUCCUUCAUGAAAUUUGUAAGUGAAGAUCUCCACCAGUGUGCACUUUUAACAGCUGACCCCAUUAGUGACCCAUGUUUCCCCCGGACAACACAGAUACUAUUGGAAUAUCAGCUAGGGAGAUGGGUGCCUCGUCUUCGUGAACCACGAGAUUUAUAUGGUGUCUCUUCUUCUGGUCCACUGAGCCCAACACGGUGGCCAUACCACUGUGAGGUCAUUGAUGAAAAAGUCCAGCAUAUUGAUUGGACUCCUUAUUCUGAGCCAGUGUACAUCCCAACAGGCCUGGAGAUAGAACCCCUUUAUCCAAACUCCAAGGAAGAUACUGUGGUUUAUCUAGCUGAAGAUGCUUACAAAGAGCCCUGUUUUGUUUAUUCCCGAGUUGGGGGCAACCGAACACCUCUGAAGCAGCCUGUGGAUAAUUGUGACAAUACUUUGAUGUUUGAAGCAAGGUUUGAGAGUGGUAAUCUACAGAAGGUAGUCAAAGUGGCAGAAUAUGAAUACCAGUUGACUCUGCGUCCUGACCUCUUCACAAACAAACACACCCAGUGGUACUAUUUCCAAGUCACUAAUACCCAAGCAGGAACAGUCUACAGGUUCACUAUUACCAAUUUCAUCAAGCCUGCUAGUCUGUACAAUCGGGGUAUGCGCCCACUGUUUUAUUCUGAAAAAGAGGCUAAGUCUCAUAAUGUUGGCUGGCAGAGAAUAGGAGACCAAAUCAAGUAUUAUAGGAACAACCCCGGGCAAGAUGGGCGUCAUUAUUUCUCUCUCACAUGGACAUUUCAAUUUCCACACAACAACGAUACCUGCUACUUUGCUCACUGCUAUCCAUACACCUACACCAACCUACAAGAAUACCUUUCUGGCAUCAAUAAUGACCCAGUGCGGUCAAAGUUUUGUAAAAUCCGUGUCUUGUGCCACACAAUUGCUAGGAAUAUGGUGUACGUUUUAACGAUCGCUACCCCCUUGAAGAACGCUGACUCAAGAAAGCAAAAGGCCGUGAUUUUGACUGCAAGGGUACAUCCAGGAGAAACCAACAGCUCUUGGAUCAUGAAAGGCUUCCUAGAUUUUAUCUUAGGAGACUCAAGUGAUGCGCAGUUGCUUCGGGACACUUUCAUCUUCAAAGUGGUACCCAUGCUGAAUCCAGAUGGUGUGAUUGUAGGAAAUUACCGGUGUUCCUUAUCUGGACAGGACUUAAACCGUAACUAUACAUCUCUCCUGAAGGAAUCAUUUCCUUCUGUUUGGUAUACCCGGAACAUGAUCCAUAGAUUGAUGGAAAAACGAGAAGUCAUUUUAUAUUGUGACUUUCACGGUCAUAGUAGGAAAGAGAACAUCUUCAUGUACGGCUGUGGUGGUAGUGAUAGAUGUAAAGCUUUAUACUUACAGCAGCAAAUCUUCCCACUUAUGUUGAGCAAAAAUUGUCCAGAUAAGUUUUCAUUCUCGGCUUGCAAGUUUAACGUUCAAAAGAGCAAAGAGGGAACAGGAAGGGUGGUGAUGUGGAAAAUGGGAAUCAGGAACAGCUUUACCAUGGAGGCCACUUUUUGUGGAUCUACUCUGGGUAAUAAACGAGGCACUCAUUUUAACACAAAAGACUUGGAGUCAAUGGGAUAUCACUUUUGCGAUUCUCUCUUGGACUAUUGUGAUCCAGACCGAACCAAGUAUUAUCAGUGCCUAAAAGAAUUAGAAGAAAUGCAAAAACGUAUAAACUUGGAAAAAGUCCUUGAUGAUUCAGAUACUUCUCUCAAAGAUAUUACAUUGGAUCCAGAGUCUAGUAGCCGAGGCUCUGACAGUUCAGAAUCCAAUGACUCUCAGACUUAUCUCCUCAAGUUAACUUCUCAGAAAAAACAUCUGAAAACAAAGAAGGAAAGAGAUUCUACCAUAGCAAGCCAUCAAGAUACCAGAGAAGGGCAAGAGGUUUGUGAUAAAGAACAUUUAAUGCACAGACAUGAAGAAUCAAAUUCUGAUGUAAAAGAAACAAGGCCAAACGAAUCAGAUGAUUGUAUAUUUGAUUACAUCAGAAGACAAUUUCCUCACCAAAGUUUGGAUCUACAUCACAACCUAAAAGGCAAAAUGAAGGCAUAUCCAUCUUUCCAAAGCAAGAGGACUGGUGUGAAUUGGACAGAUGAUGAAAAAAGGAUCUAUAGGGAUAAAAAAAUAGCUCAAACUGAAGAAAUGUUGCAGUAUUUGUUCCCUAUCAUGGAGAGCACUAAAGACAUGCAAUCCUCUCAGAUAAAACAGAUAUUGAAUCCAAGAACCAGCUUCAAAAUCCAGCAUCAACUAAAUCCAGCUCCUUAUGUAAACAGAAAGAGACACAAGACAUCUUGGAUGCCACCCAGACAUAACCCUUUUAUAAGCCCAAAAAAUCUUAUGGUAAGCUCUUCAGAAUGGCGCCAGUCUGUAUCUCAGCCGUCAUUUGAAACGUUGUCACCUCUCAAAGGACACAAGAAGAGGAAAAAACGUUUUCAAAUCAAGGCCAUAAAGUCUAAAGACAUGGAAGCUGUCAGCAGCAAAUGGGAGACUACGUCCUCGUGUUUUGAAAAGGAUGCAAAUAUUGUCAAAGGCAAGAGCCUUCGCGCUGAAGACUCCAACCAGCGAAGCUCUAUGCAGACAGCCCCCCAUCUAACUAAAAAUAAGCAACCAAAUAAGAGUUCCGUUCAGAGUUCCAAAGGCAGAAAUAAUUUAGCUUUACACUGCUGACAACUGCGGAUGAAAGAUAACGUAUGCUUACAUAUUAAAAGGAGAAAGAAAAGAAAGAGAAAAGCCCUCCCCAUCCCUCUCUCACUGGUCCUCCCCGUCCACGUGCGCAUGCGUAUACUAAAAUACAAAUUCUAGAUACCGCAUCUUCUUUAGUGGGAGCAUCUUUCAGAGGUAUAAAAAGAAAUCCAGAGAAAACUUUAAAACAGAGAAAAAUUUAAAAUAGAAAUUUUUAAAUUGCUUACGUAUU
Messenger RNA from Pteropus alecto (black flying fox), 5084 nucleotides. RefSeq names its product ATP/GTP binding protein like 3 (gene AGBL3). Gene Ontology annotation, molecular function: zinc ion binding; metallocarboxypeptidase activity. Gene Ontology annotation, biological process: proteolysis. The transcript is spliced from 17 exons. Lineage: Eukaryota; Metazoa; Chordata; Mammalia; Chiroptera; Pteropodidae. Bases 2075 to 4837 code for a protein of 920 amino acids. The record is from RefSeq and is a predicted model, not a curated record.